AUGCUCUUGCGGAGAAUUCCCCUAUGGCAAUACCAUUCCCCCCCGCCGCCGCCGCUGCAGCAUGCCAUUACCAACCUCUCCGAAGACACUCAACGUUCAGAACAUCAGAUAAAAGUCGACUCGGCCAACGCAACUUCUCGAAUCGAUGCAUACGAAUCUGCGAAUCGAGGUGUCCAUGAGAACCUGGUGAAAGUUGCCCUCCGUGUCUUCAUCACGUGGCUCCCACCAGAGGGUAGUGCCAACAUCGUCAACAGAAUUAAUGACGCAAGUUUGAAACGUGGUGACCAGGGUAUUUACGAAGAGUUUGCCAACCUUUAUACUGGCCUACGGGCUCGUAUGCAUGCUCAGUCUAAGCCACCCACGAUCACCGAAUCACACAACGAGCGAUCCAUGCACAACGUGAAUUCUAUCUCGAGCCAGCUCGAUGAGCCUGGUCGCCGCCAAAUUAACUUCCGUAACGGACUACUCAACCGCGACCACCAUCGCUGUGUUGUUACGGGAGACAUGGAUGUGAUGGAACGAGAGCGACGAGGCGAUCCACCGGAGAUCGAGCUAUUUGGCAAGGUUGAAGGAGCCCACAUCAUCCCCUUCUCGUACGGUACCUGGAAAGGACAACUGUCAGCCUCUACGUAUGAGAUCUCCAAGGCGUGGGAGGUUUUACUUCGCUGCUUCCCGGCAAUCCAACAGGCUGGGUUUGGCCCCAACGACAUCAACCACCUUUCCAACGGGAUGGUUCUCCGCUCAUGGUUGCACACUGCAUUUAGAGAAUUCAGUUUUGCUUUUAAGGCAACGGAGAAUCGGCACGUCUACGAAAUCGACAUACUUGGUAAAUUUGACAAACGCGAGCUGCCAUACUUCCCGGCAAAGGUCGACUUCCGAGGCUGCGAGGGUCCGGUCGAGGAUUACCCAAAGCCCGAGCUGCUAGAAUGUCACUGGCGCCUGGGGAAGAUCCUCCACGCAUCAGGUAUGGCAGAGGCGUUCGAGAAAGACUUUCGCGAGUGGGAUGAGUUGAAAGGUCUGCACCGGUUGAGGCCUGAUGGCCAAACCGACAUCGGGGAUGUGCUCUCCCACCAUCCGGACCUGUGGGCGUAUGUCUGUGCGCAGGAAGCCUAG
Penicillium waksmanii is the source of this 1113-nucleotide messenger RNA. Its product is annotated as HNH endonuclease signature motif containing protein. The record is from RefSeq and is a predicted model, not a curated record. Bases 1 to 1113 code for a protein of 370 amino acids. NCBI's taxonomy places the organism in Eukaryota, Fungi, Ascomycota, Eurotiomycetes, Eurotiales, Aspergillaceae. The transcript is spliced from 2 exons.